Messenger RNA from Coccinella septempunctata (seven-spotted ladybird), 1609 nucleotides. RefSeq names its product growth/differentiation factor 8-like. The transcript is spliced from 3 exons. Lineage: Eukaryota; Metazoa; Arthropoda; Insecta; Coleoptera; Coccinellidae. The record is from RefSeq and is a predicted model, not a curated record. The coding region runs from base 278 to 1495 and encodes 405 amino acids. Gene Ontology annotation, biological process: SMAD protein signal transduction. Gene Ontology annotation, cellular component: extracellular region. Gene Ontology annotation, molecular function: cytokine activity; growth factor activity.
CUCGUUCGGUUCCUCUCAGUGUUGGUCUUAACAUCAUAGUCGGCUCUGGCGCACGGGUCACUAGAUCCCAUCCUCACUUAAAGACGCGGCUACACCGGAGAAUCUGGAAACCGUCAUCCCGAGGACGAGAGGGGAAAAAAUACAAAUGAAACGUUUGUGAUCAAAAUUGUGAUUUCGAAGAUGUGAUAAGCGAGAAUCUGUACCGGGAAAUUUUUUUUGUGAUAUAUCGAAAUUCGACUGAUUCGCGAUUAGAUCGACCCCUAUAGAAGACUUAGACAUGGUAGCCGACAUUCUUUCAUUAUUAACGAACUACCGUAGACUAUCCCUAGGUAAAACAAUAAACUACACGAUUUUCGUCCUGCUACUGACUUUCACCCUAACGCUUAGUGACAAUUCGCACAGUGCUGCAAGGACUCAUUCCAAACCUAAUUACAACCCUUACGAAAGAACGCCUCCUCCCAGCUGUGGUAGUUGUAAAAACCUAGAGGACGUGAAGGCUAGGAGUAUAGAGAUGAUUAAAGAACAGAUUUUGAGGAAGAUUGGGAUGAAGAAAGCUCCCAACAUAACUGGCAGGGUGUUGCCUCAAAUACCCCUGCACGAGCUCGCGAUGAUCGACCAAGGACUGGCCGAAAUGCAGAGUGAUCAACCAGAGUUCAAACCUGGAAUAUCAGUGACGGAAGAGGAGGAUGACGACCAUGCCAAAACUGAAAAGAUGUUCAUAUUUUCGCAGAAACAUCCACGACUGCGGCACUCCAGGAAAGACCACGACAUCCUCUAUUUCCCGCUGCUGGACAGCACAACGAAAUACAACGUGGCCAAUUCGUCCCUCUUCAUCUACAUAGAGGGUCACGACCGUCACCCCUUGCCAGAGAUUCACGUCGAGAUAUUCAAAGUGCUGAAACUGCCGAAUCAUCCGGAAACUUCGAAGCUCCAGAGGGUUGUAUCGACGACGAUAGAGCAGCCCUACGGCAAGGGAAGCUGGAUCCCCUUCGAUUUGACCGAGACGGUGUCCGAGUGGUUCAAGAACACGAGGGAGAAUCAUGGCUUCGUGGUCAAGGCGGAGCUGGAUGGCAAACAGAUAGCUAUAACGGAUCCAAGUGGGCCUGACAAGGGGAAGAUUCCCUAUCUCGAAGUCACCCCCCAACAGCCCAAAAGUAGAACCAGGAGGAGCUCGGGUCUGAACUGCGAUGAGACAUCUAACCAGAACCUCUGUUGCCGGUAUCCCCUCACCGUCAAGUUCGAGGAGAUAGGAUUCGACUUCAUCCUGGCCCCAAAGAGCUACGAGGCUUUCUACUGUCACGGGGAAUGUCCCUACCUGACCCUCCAGAAAAACGCCCACACCCACAUAGCCACCAUGGCGUCCCCAAACAGCGUUCAGCCUUGUUGCACGCCUCGGAAGAUGAGAAACAUCACCAUGAUCUAUUUCGAUCUUCACCUCAACGUUGUCGUCUCAAACCUGCCAGGUAUGGUAGUGGAUAGGUGCGGAUGCUCGUAGAGCAACCAGAGAUUGUACUAUGUGUGCUAGAGAACAAUUUUGAUGAGAAUUAUCGAACAGAUUUGUUGGUAUCGGAAUUAUUUUUCUAUAUGGAGAACUUCUGGUAAUUUCCUG